CAGGAAAUUAAAGCAGGAGAAGGAAGAUUAGAAAAUUGGAAUGAAUUUUGUUCAUAUUAAAAUACCAAAUGAAUCCCAUGGUUUCCCACCCCAGUUUUCAAGAGGAAAAAUGCCAAAAAAAAACUAUGGGUCCAUUGGUACAAAUAAUGGGGAAAAAAUAAUAAAUUGGAAAUAGUAUUUCUUUCCUUUGUUGCACAAGAGAAAAAGAAAAAAGCAAUCUAAUUUUCAGUGAACAGAUAUAAAAUCGAAUAAAAUAUAUAUAAAAGAAAUCAAUAUCCAAGAAAGGGGAUGCUGCACCAGCUGACUCAAAUUCAUCAAAUUAGGUAAAAGAAGGCUCUAGUGACUAAUGAGGGCCGGCAGUCUUGUCGUUGGAAGGGAAGAUGAAUUCUCAGGACAAGUCAAGAUCAUGAAUUUGAUCUACCACCGUCAAACUGCCAGAAAUUUAACCCAAAGAGUUUGAUUAAAUUAAUAACACAAAGGGUAUUAA
This is a messenger RNA of Rubroshorea leprosula, 487 nucleotides long. Lineage: Eukaryota; Viridiplantae; Streptophyta; Magnoliopsida; Malvales; Dipterocarpaceae. The record is from the annotation of a GenBank genome assembly.